Astyanax mexicanus (Mexican tetra) is the source of this 7967-nucleotide messenger RNA. RefSeq names its product adhesion G protein-coupled receptor D1 (gene adgrd1). The transcript has 26 exons. Lineage: Eukaryota; Metazoa; Chordata; Actinopteri; Characiformes; Acestrorhamphidae. The coding region runs from base 376 to 3138 and encodes 920 amino acids. Gene Ontology annotation, cellular component: membrane. Gene Ontology annotation, biological process: cell surface receptor signaling pathway; adenylate cyclase-activating G protein-coupled receptor signaling pathway. Gene Ontology annotation, molecular function: G protein-coupled receptor activity. The record is from RefSeq and is a predicted model, not a curated record.
AGCGCGCUCACACUCAGCGCAGCACGAGGCAGUUGUCAGUUAUCGAUAGCGCUCCUCACAGCGAGCUGGCGGAAUUUCUCACUGUUUUUUUGGACAAAACGGAUUAAAACUUUGUGGGGAAAAAGUUGAAAACGAUAAUUUAAGGAUGUAUAAGAUUUGUUCGGGUGGUAGAGUUAUGAUUUAGAGCUGUUUUUAAGAACAUGUAAUAAUUUUUGUUGUUUUUCUGAAGAAAAAAACACCAUUAGCUUUAAAAGUUAGCUUAAAUACAAAUGACUCGCGCGAGCUCGAGACUCGUUGCAUAGCAGCAAACCGUCCAUUUAAACAUCUUUCACUUUUUCUCAGUAAAUUCAGCAUAAAACUGCAUUUUUUAUCAUCAUGGACUUUUUGUUCCGAGUUUUAAACUUGUCUGCUGUUGUGAACAUCCUUCAGGUUAUUGGUGACAGUGUUGUGCCGUCCAAGCAUCCAGGCCUGGAUGUGCUGGCUACUGCCUCACACUACUGGCCACUGGAUGCGGUGGAUGGACUGCGCAGCCUGCGGGAUCAAAUUGGGAAUAGAACAGGUCAUGUUAAUGGAACUAAUAUAACACUAAGAAUCCACAACCACACUGUCCUGCCUUACCAUAACUCUUCCUCUGUGUACACCAAUGACUCUGCCUACACUAACAUUUCCGUCUCUGUAGAUAUCGUAGAGGGAGUGAUGAAUAAAGGCAUUUAUCUGAAUGGAGACAGAGGAGCCACUUUUCUCCACUUUGGCAACUACAAAAACUCCUGCAUCAGCGACCCCACGCUGUGCGGACCGCAGGGUGUGACAUUCUCGUUCUUCUGGAAGAAUCAGGAGACGCAGUCACGUUUUGCAUUCGCAUCAGGAGGAAAGAUCAUAUCUAAUGGCUUCUCUGUGUUCACUAACCCGAUGGGAGGAUACGUAGAGAUCUAUACAAGAGGAAACUCCAGACGCUGGAAAGCUAAAAUUAAGCCACCAGGUCCUUUCUGGACUCACAUUCUGUUCACAUGGACCAUGAAGGAUGGCUUGAAGGUCUACAUAAAUGGCACCUUCAACAGCAGUGAUGAGGUGGGAAGUGUGUCGGAAAACAACUACGACGACACCUACACUGACCUGGUGAUUGGAACCGGAAAUGUGCCGACAUAUGGACACAUUGUAACUGGAGCCUUUGAUGAGUUUGUCAUUUGGGAGAGAGCUCUUUCGCCCAGGGAGAUCUGUCUCUACUACAAAGCAGCUAGAGCUGAUGACACAGUUUUUCCACCAACUACUGAAACUCCAUCCUACGUCCGCACUACAACUGAUAGUAUUGGUCUGCAGGCAGUCACUUCACCUCAUCAUGCAGUGCUUUCUAACCUGAGUGAGGAUGUGCCUGGCGCUGAGGCGGCAGCGUCCAUGCCUGUUAUGGCUCUCCUCCAGUCUCUGCCCUUUAGCCUGCCCAACAAGACCAUUCCUCAGGACUCAGCUCACAAUCUCACACAGUCAUUGUUGAAGAGUGUAGAUGAGGUGAUGUCCUCCAGUAACUGGAAGGAAGAUGAGCAGUGGACUCCUGUGGUCAGUGGACUUAUAGACACUGUGGAUAAAGUCAUGGUGCACAUGGUGUCCAAACUCCAGUCUAAAUCAGACAUGCCUGUCACAAUUGGUGGAAAGAGUUAUGUAGCAGAUUACUCUCUGAUGAAGAUCCCUCAAAACUACAACCUGUCCAGCUACCGGUUUCCUAUGCAGGGCAAGAACUACAUCUCAGUACCAGGAGAGGCUUUUGCCAUGCAGACCCAGACCACCAUUGUGGGCCUCUUCUACCAUAAUAUGCACAACUACUACAAACAGAUCAGCCCCCUGCGAACCAGGAUCAACGAGGCUGUGGACUAUAAAGACUAUAAGAUCCAGGUGGCCAGUUACCUGAUCUCUCUAAAGGUGGAGCCCUUGCCUGCCCUGUCCUUCAACCUGUCCACAGAGCCGCUCAUCAGGAUUGUGCUAACACACCAGCUGAGCAAAGAGCAGCAGCUUCAGGCUUCCAAUCAAAGCAACAAAGUCUUCCUCUACUGUGGCUUCCUGGACUACAGCUCUAAGGAAGGUGUAUGGUCCAAUGAGGGGUGCAUGAGAACUGGAGGCAAUCUUUCGUACUCCAUCUGUGUGUGUAACCACCUGACCAACUUCGCCAUCCUCAUGCAGGUCGUUCCUGUGGAGCUCGCUAAAAGCCAUCAGAUAGCGCUCUCCACUAUUACCUAUGUGGGUUGCUCCAUCUCCAUCUUCUGCCUAGCCAUCACCCUGGUCACCUUUGCCGUGCUCUCGUCCGUGAGCACUAUCCGAAAUCAGCGCUACCAUAUCCAUGCUAACCUUUCCUUCGCCAUCCUGGUGGCCCAGAUCCUGCUACUCAUCAGCUUCCGCUUUGAGCCCGGCACGAUGCCCUGUAAGGUGAUGGCGGUGCUGCUGCACUUCUUCUUCCUGUGUGCGUUUGCCUGGAUGUUGGUGGAGGGGCUGCACCUCUACAGCAUGGUUGUCAAAGUGUUUGGCUCUGAGGGCAGCAAGCACUUCUACUAUUAUGGCAUCGGCUGGGGGUCUCCGCUGGUCAUAUGCGUGGUGUCCAUGACGUCAUCUCUGGGAAGUUAUGGGGAGGUUGGAAACUGCUGGCUGUCUCUCCAGAAUGGAGCAAUUUGGGCUUUCGUAGCACCUGCACUGUUUGUCAUAAUGGUGAACAUUGGUAUCCUUAUUGCUGUUACAAGAAUUAUCUCCAGAAUCAGCGCAGAGAACUAUAAAGUGCAUGGAGAUGCAAAUUCUGUCAAACUAACUGCUAAAGCAGUAGCAGUACUCUUGCCUAUCCUGGGCAUUUCGUGGAUCUUCGGGGUUCUGGCUGUGAACGACCACUCCCUGCUCUUCCAGUACAUGUUUGCCGCCUUCAAUUCUCUACAGGGCUUCUUCAUCUUCCUCUUCCACUGUCUGCUGAACUCUGAGGUGAGAGCAGCUUUCAAGCACAAGACCAAGGUGUGGUCUUUGACCAGCAGCUCCAUCCGCAACAUCAACGUCAAGCCUUUCAACUCAGACAUUAUGAAUGGCAACAAAGGGGGCGUGAGCCCGACGAAAAUGCACACGUGGGACAAAAGCACUAACUCGGCCAAUCGCAUCGACCUUUCAGCAGUCUAAGCAUCACAUAGUGGACGACGGACAGCUACUGAUCAAAGACCUUAAACGGACAGUGAAAGUCAAACCUCUGCUCAAUCACACCGGCUGUUUCAGCCACCGUUCUUUUUCCACAGUGACUCAAAGCUUUUUACGAAGUUCUCACAGGCCUGGGGAAAGAGCGAGCGAGCGAGGGAAAGGAAAGACUGCAGGCUUUCACAGCUGCUAGCAGACUUACGCUCGGCGCUCUGAUGUCACUCUCUCCGCCUUUGCUCUGUGAAGAUAAACAGAGUUUUAGACAGUAAUAAGUUGCAGAUGAAAACACAAGACUCAUUGUGUUGGAUGAAUGUGCUCUGUUCAGUGUUAUAAACUAUAAAACGUUCUUCUUGUAACUCUAGUAACUGCUGGAUUCCACUGCUGUCUGUUACUUGACACUAAACUGUGACACAAGAUGCUGAGGAAGGACGAGGAGUAUCCUGUUUCGCUGCCACACUCUCCUGGGACCUGCUACACUAUGUGGACAAAAGUGUUGGGACACCUGCUUAUUCAUUGUUGAUUCUUCUGAAAUCAAGGGUAUUAAAAAUACUUUAUCCUGCUUUUGUUGGAGAAACUGUCUCCACUGUCCAGGAAAGGAUUUAUACAACAUUAUGGAGAAUUGCUGUGAGGAUUUGAUCGCAUUCAGCAACAAGAUUGUUAGUGAGGUCAGGAUGUUGUUGGAUGAUCAACACUCUGACUAUCCUCAUACUCAACUCUCCAAGUCAUCCCAAAGGUAUUAGAUGGAGCACCAUCAUUCCAGAUUCCAGAAAAAAACAGCUUUACUGCUCCAAAGCUUAGUGCUGGGGGGUUUAUACCUCUCUAGCCCACACCUGCCAUUGGGCAAGGUGUCAAUAAAUGUUAUAUUUAUUUGCUCCAAAGAGGUCUAUUCUAUUGGCAGUACAUCUCUUCGGGAACUGCACAGACCAACUGUGCAUGCGUGUGCAUUUACACAUAUGUGUCAGCAUUGGGUGCAACGAAUACAUUUGAUCUUAUAGUGUAUUACACUAUGGACUUGAUGGAUUAACAACAUCUGGCCUGGCUUACACAUGAACCAUCUAUUUGUUUUCCUCUUAAAGGCACAUGAAUGUGAAGCUGGCAAGAUUGUAAGGGCUGCAACAACAGACAUUCCUAAAGAAGGACACGGUUUCAGUCUGUAGCAUUCUGCUGCACACACAUCCAGUGUGUGUCCUGGUAGUCAAUGACUUAAUUUUUCCUCAUUUCCUCUAUGAUGCUGUACUUUAACCAGUGUUGUUUUAAACGUGUCUUAGUGUUGGAAUUACAUGAUUUCCUUUAUCUGGUCCUGUUUUACAAAACUGACAUUAUAAUUUAUAUUGUUAUAUCUGUCCUAAAAAGACAAGCAUGUUUUGGGGUUGAAAGCUUAACAUUCAGACUAGGUCUGCACAAUAUUGGACAAAAAUGACUGCAAUGUUCAGUGAUACAAAAUUUAUCAGAUCACCAGAUUCGCCAGUUUUUCUACAACAAUCCAACAUAAUAUAAUUGGAGUAAAAUACAUGAUACUGAGCAUAUAUGCUGCCUGGAAAAAAAAAAGUCACCACCAAAAAAAAAAAAAGUCACACACUCGCUGUGACAUUAGUUUAUUAAGCUUCUGCAAUGUCACAAGAUUUAUUUCAAUCCAGUGUUGCAUUCAUUUUUCACCAAGAUCUUGCAGCAUUGAUGAUGGUAGAGUCUGACCGCUGCACAAAGCCUUCUCCAGCACAUCCCAAGGAUUCUCAAUGAAGUUAAGGUCUGGACUCUGUGGUGAACAAUCCAUGUAUGAAAAUGAUGAUAUCAUGCUCCCUGAAUCACUCUUUCACAAUUUCAGCUCCAUGAAUCCUGACAUUGUCAUCUUGGAUAAUUCCCGUGCCAUCAGGGAAGAAAAAAUCCAUUGAUGGAAUAACCUGGUCUAUAUUCAGUAUAUUCAGGUAGUCAGCUGACCUCAUUCUUUCACAUACUGUUGCUGAACCUAGACCUGACCAACUGCAGCAUCAACCCCAGAUUAUAGCACUGCCUCAUAGGCCUGUACAGUAAGGCUCUAGGCAUGAAGGGUGCAUUACUUUACCUGCCACUCUUCUUAGCCUGAUGCGCCUAUUACUCUGGAACAGGCUAAAUCUGGACUCAUUAAGCCACAUGACUUUCUUCCAUUGCUCCGGAGUUCAAUCUUUUUGGUCCCUAGCAAAUUGAAACCUUUUUUGCCAGUUAGUCUCACUGAUUAGUGGGUUUUUUUAAGGCUACACAGCUGUUUAGUCCCGAUCACGCGAGUUCCCUUCGCAUUGUACUUGUGGUAAUGCUCUUACUGUCACUAUUAAACAUAGCGCUGAGUUCUACUUAUGUUUUCCUUUGAUUUGAUUUCACCCCCCCUUUAAGUGAUUGCUGAUCACAAUCAUUCAAUCAUUUUCCCGAUGGGUCCCCACUUUCCUUCAAGUUUUUAAUGUGUUGGACAGUUCUGAACCCAAUUUUAGUCGCAUGCUUGAUGCAUGCCAGUAAUUUGACCCUUCUCAAACAGACUGACAUCAUUUCAUGACCACAGGAUAGGCUCGUGCCUAUUUACUUACAGGUGUUAAUACAGGAGGUGACUUUUUUUGGCCACGCAUUUUAUGUUCAAUAAGAUAUUUUCCUUUUGUAUAAAGAAAAAAACGUUUUAUUUGAUAUUUCACGUCUUCUACAAUAUGAAUAACUGAGCAUACAUACACAGCAAUGUCAAUGCUAAAACAAUAUAUUGUGCAGCCCUAAUUCAGACAUUAAGCCACAUACACAGUAUUUGUAGAUGCCUGCAUAAAACAUCUUUGCAUCUUUGUAUGGCACAAGUCUUGUUAGGCAGUUGUUUUUUAGAUAUGUCAACAUUUUGUGAUCUUUUUUGUGAAUCUUUUUUCACACAGACUUAAGAAGGCUUUUUCUUAGUUACUGUUACUGUUUUGAAGAUUAGAUUUUUACAUGACAGCAUCAUUAUGUGAUUAUCCUUAAUUAAAUGCUUAAACACAGUAAAACAAAAAGCAUAAGUGACACAGCAACUGCUGUUUGCUAAAGGUUCUAAUCAUUCUUUUAAAAACAUAGUGUGAGUGUUUGAUCUUACUGGUACUAUGCAAAAAUUAAGUAUCAUUAAGCAAGACCACAUACAGCUUUUCAGUGUUUGCCUAGACUCAUGCUAGACCUUGAUUCCACUAUGAAAAUAUCUUAUAUACAGCAAAUCAUCCCUUAUUUGCUAUUAAUCCAAUGUUUCAAAAAAACAAUGUAACGCUUACAAAAUUUUGAUCAUUCUAACAAGUAAAACUAACUAGUUCUAACUAAAAAGAUUUUGGGUUUUUAAUGAGUUCAUCAGGAUUCAUACUGGAUCUUAAAAUGUCUAGCUCUAAAUAAUAUGAUUUUAACUAGUUCUAUGUAACAGGUCUCUAAUUCUUACAAGCAGCUAACUGUUAAUAAUUAGUGACUAGCUCUAACUUAAUUCUAAGAAAUUUAGCACUAGCAGAUUUAGCACUAGCAGUACUUGUUCUACCUAUUACUAUUCUUCCUAUUAUUAGUUCUAACUAGUGUAAUUCUAGUUACAAGUUUAACUAGUUUUCUCUAUCAAUAUUUAACUUACAAUAAUCAAGAUUUGUACUAGCUAUACCUAAUCAAUUUAACUAGUUUUAACUAGUUCUAACUAUUAAGAUAAAUACCAGCACCAACUAACAAGUUUCUAACUAGUUAAAACAAGCCUCUAACAUGCGGAUUUCAUAAUGUUUCUAACUAGCUUUAACUAUUAACACACUAAAACCAGUUUUAACUAAGGUAUUUCCAAUCUUAAGACAAUUCAUGACUACAAACUAUCUAACUGUGAUUUUCUUUUUCUAUCUGCCAAUAUUCAAUCUAGCUCAGAUUCUAAUAAAAAUUGACAAGCAAAUUGGAAAUCUUCUGAAUGUUUCUGACAAGCAAAUCUUGUGAGCUCCAACUGAUUAUUGUUAGUGAGAUUCUAAGCAUCCAGGCCAGGUCGUGUAUAGUCCAGAUUAGUUCAUCACUGACAUAGUGGACAUUGAGUCCACUUUAAAACAUUUCAAUUGGUUCAGAGCAUGGAUUCAUGUCUGAAACUGCAGAGUAACACACAGCUUUAGCAUUUGUGCCAACCGUGACUUAAAAACUAGGGGAGUAUUAAAAUGGAGGUCAGGGUUUUCUCUUCUGUACUUAAAUAUAAUAUUCCACUAGUUGUCGUGUACCAUAGUUAUUUAAUGUGUUAAAUUAUGUAAUUGUGUUUUUGCUCUUUUUAUUCCUAAAUGGAACGUUCACUAUUUUAUUUUAGGAUGAUCUGUGGCCUUAUUUUCAGUGUAAGACUUUUUAGUCAUCAUAAAAACUGCUUUUCAUGUUCAUGUUUAUUCUGUGAUUAUAGAUCGAGAACAUGUGCUCAGUUUCUACUGGUUGCCACAAACACAGCUGGGUAUGAUUGACAUCAUAAGACAGAGAUAAUGAUGCCGGUGCUGCAAAGCCUUGGCUACAAACUGGUAGAUUUGUUUGAUAGUGGAUAUUAUACAGUAUAUCAUAUUUAUAGCAAGAAAAGAUGCCAUAAAAAGGCAUGAAUGUGAAGAUGCUGAUAUUGAAGUGGUGUAUGAAGUGUGAAGAUGAUCAGCGUGUUUGGAUUUUGCAGAUGUACAAACGCCUGAGCUUUUCAUAAGAGAUAAUGUGAGUCAAAUGCUUUCUGUGAAGUGUCUCUUUAUGUACCGCUAAUGCGGUGAUUGUUCCGUUACUCAAAAGUUCUCUUCUGUCUGUAGUUUAUUUUUGAUGAAAGUGUUUAAUUAUUCAGAGCAGAUCCACAAAAUAAAACUAUCUAUUAUAAUACUCUGAUAUAUGUA